AUGCGUUGUUACUUCCGCACUAAGAAAAGGCAGUUCGUUACGAAAGCAAAGAAGCUUGACAAAGUUGUCCAAAAGACGCAGCGAUUACGAAGUCGAAAGAACACGAAGCGCCUACUACGAGAAAGAGCGCUUGAAGAGUCAACUUCAAUCAACGAAGAGAAUAAAGUUAAAUACAGAGAGAUCAUAACAGCUGAAUACAUGUCGUCGGAAGAUACAGCUUCGGAUGACCAGGUUAAUGCUGACAUGGAUUCUAAUGAAUCUGGGUCAGAAAACGAACAACCUGUGCCUAGAGCGAAAAAGUUCACCAUAAAAAGGUUACAGUGGCGGAGUAAUGAGUUAGACAAGCUGAUGACCAUCUUGGAUAAGAAAAUUGCAAGAAAAAGGGGCUCAAGAGGAAAUGGGAUGGUUUUCGAGAGAGUCCGUGGUUCUGUGCACUCACAAAGAACUGCACCAUUAGAUGCACCAAAAUGGGCCCUAAAUGAACAUACACAGUAG
Messenger RNA from Dendronephthya gigantea, 495 nucleotides. RefSeq lists its product as uncharacterized. Bases 1 to 495 code for a protein of 164 amino acids. The record is from RefSeq and is a predicted model, not a curated record. Lineage: Eukaryota; Metazoa; Cnidaria; Anthozoa; Malacalcyonacea; Nephtheidae. The transcript has 2 exons.